Tigriopus californicus is the source of this 1152-nucleotide messenger RNA. Its product is annotated as probable RNA-binding protein EIF1AD. Gene Ontology annotation, biological process: translational initiation. NCBI's taxonomy places the organism in Eukaryota, Metazoa, Arthropoda, Copepoda, Harpacticoida, Harpacticidae. The record is from RefSeq and is a predicted model, not a curated record. The transcript has 2 exons. Gene Ontology annotation, cellular component: nucleus. Bases 444 to 1004 code for a protein of 186 amino acids. Gene Ontology annotation, molecular function: translation initiation factor activity; RNA binding.
ACUACCUCCUUGUCUUCUUCAGAGUCUAGAGUUCCCCUUGACAAUCUGGCAAUCUCUUUAACCACAGUCUUAUCAUAUUGAUAAUUUCGUAGUGGUAAAAUAAAGGGCCAAUCGAAUGUGUGGAUGGUGUGGACGUGCCUGGUUUCUUCCAAAUCUGACCCCCCUCAAGAGACGGAGUCUUAAAUCAGUCCUUUUCUGGCCUCUGACUUGAUACAAAAUUUGGCGUGCCUGUUGUCAACAAAACCGUGGUCUGCAUUCCAUAAGAAACACAUAGCAAGCACCCAAACAGUGGCCAACAUCUCCGUGGAUGUGGAUGGCAUCUCGCCUUAACGCCGCUUAACUGAUCUCUCUGGUAUCAAUCAGCCAUCCAUCGUUCUUCGAUCCGAACCACUGUCGCGUCCGUCCGUCUUUCUCAUCGGACCCACCCAUUCAACCCAUCGACCAUGUCGUCCAUGACCAAAAGGAAAUACGUGACCCGUGAAGUGCUCGAGGAUUUCAGCGUCCCCACACCCUCCCAAAGCGUGGUCCGAGUUUUAGGUGGGCGGGGCAACAACUUGCACGAGGUGGAAGACGCCCAAGGCCAGAAAUAUCUGAGCUCCAUGCCCACCAAAUUCCGUCGCAGUAUCUGGGUCAAACGCGGGGACUUUGUCGUGGUCGAACCCAUUCCCGAGGGCGACAAGGUCAAGGCUGAGAUCUGCCAAGUCCUCUACAAAGAACAAAUUCGAUACUUCAAGAGUGAAGGGGUGUGGCCAAAGGAGUUUGAGCGGCCCCCCACCCCCACGGAAGACGUCCAGAAACGAUUGGCGCAAGUCCAAGUGCCAGACCCGGAAUCCCGGCCCGAAUCCGAUUCCGAACCCGAUUCCGGAUCCGAAUCCGAUUCGGAUAGUGAUCUGUUUGUCAAUACCAACCGUCAACAGGUUUUGAUCAGCGAUGAUGACAAGGAUUCCUCCAGUUCCUCAGAUACUACUGAUCAAGAAGACUCCGAAGCCGAGAAUAAAGAUUAAAGCCCUUCGAGCAUGAUUGAAUCUUGAUCAGUCCGUCAUGUCCGCCUCUUUGCCCAAGAUUUGGCGACGAGUCGCCCGUGGGAUUCGCAAUCUAAGUAGUUGGCCGCACGCCCAGUUCAAACCGCCCCGAUUGGAGCGCAGCGUGCGC